Pundamilia nyererei is the source of this 3188-nucleotide messenger RNA. It is a transcript of the gene notchl, whose product is annotated as notch receptor, like. Gene Ontology annotation, cellular component: membrane. Gene Ontology annotation, biological process: Notch signaling pathway; multicellular organism development; cell differentiation. Gene Ontology annotation, molecular function: protein binding. The record is from RefSeq and is a predicted model, not a curated record. NCBI's taxonomy places the organism in Eukaryota, Metazoa, Chordata, Actinopteri, Cichliformes, Cichlidae. The transcript is spliced from 12 exons. Bases 375 to 2744 code for a protein of 789 amino acids.
UUUUUACACAAUAUGAAGUAACGGCUCUCCCAGCAGCUCCCUGAGUCACAUGGCAGGAAGUUGUCCAGAUAUCCGCAGGGCCCUCUGAAAAAAGAGCGAGUGAACAAAGUGGGCUGGGUGGUGGAGUUGGAAGGUGUUGGUGGCAGCGGUGAUGGGGAUUUGGUGACUUCACUCACAGUUAACUAUUCAUUCUGAGCAGCCGGGCUGCAGCUACGGAAGAGCUACAGCGUCUUUUCAGUACGUGAAAUAGAGAGUCUCAUCUGAGCGUUGGCACAUCAGAAGCAGUUUGUAGUGGAAUAAUACCACACAGCUGGACUGGAGGACGGCUUUUUGAGAAGAAGGGGCCAGCACCUGGUGACCGGGACGGCCUGAAGAUGAUAGCUCUGAGGACGUUUGUUCUUCUGGCACUGAGCUUGACAUGUCAAGCUGCAUCUGGUGAUCCAUGGGGCCACUGCCCAGUGAACCGAAAAUGUAAAGAAAAGUUCGCAGAUGGGACGUGUAACAGAGAGUGUACGGACCCUGAGUGUCUUAGAGACGGCUUUGACUGCCUGAAGGACAGGGUUCCCUGCAACCCGGGCCACAUUCACUACUGCCGUGAUCAUUUUGCCAACUCCCUCUGUGAUCAGGGAUGUGAUAGCGCGGCCUGUGGAUGGGACAGCAGCGAAUGCUUCAAACACCAGAGCCCCGUGUGGGCUAAAGGCACCCUGAUCCUACACACUCGAAUCCCACAUCAACGUGGCGCCUCGUUCAACAGCUCCGUGCUCUGGGCACUCAGCGUCCUCCUCCUGUCACCGCUCAAGCUGAGAGACUCCGUGCCCCUCGCCACCACCAGGAAUUUGUUCGACUUUAAUGCUCAGGAGCUUGCUAACAUGCUGGUGCAGGCGUCACCAGCAGACUCAGAUGGCUCCCUCCUUUUCCUCCAAGUGGACAACAGGCCAUGCUCCCGUUCACCCUCUACCUGUUUCCCUUAUGCAACCGAGGCCGCAAAUUUCCUGCGUGCUGUAAAGGAACUAAAACCUACCUCUUUCCCCAACCUCUCAGAGCUGGAUGCCGUCAUCAGCAUUAGAGGUGUCCGAGAGGAAAUAGGAAGCAGAGAGGAGGAAAAGGAAGUUGAAGAGCCGACUCCCGCAUGGCUUUGGGCCGUAGUUGCCAUAGCUAUUGGGCUUCUGCUGCUGCUGCCUCUCGUGGUAAUCCUGGUAGUGAGGAGGGUGAGGCAGCAGCGGGCAAAGAGGAACAGUACCGACAGGGUGCAGCACCGGUCUAAAGUCACCGACAGUGACAGCAAAGCCAAGGCCUGGAUACAGCAUGCUACACACCAAGAACAACGGGUCAGAACCAGCAGAGAGAAAGAUAAGGUCAGCUUGAAGAAAAAGAAAAAGGCCAAGGAAGCAGAAAAAAAGAGAAGGAGGGAACCGCUAGGGGAGGAUGCCAUGCGAAUGCGGCCUCUUAAGAGGGACCAGGAUAUAGGAAGUGACACAGACUUUACUCAGAGUUCAAUGGAGGACCUCAGUGUGAGAUGCUCCAGACGUCAGGACGAUGCCUCCAUCUGUGACCACAGGACCCAGGAGCAGAAACACUACCGUGCUGGAGCCGCUCAGCCCCGCAGAGCUAUACAGUCUCCACCUAGAGGUUGGGAGAGGAAUGCCAUGCCUCCUCCUCUGCUCAGUCCUCCUCAGCAGUCUGCAGAGUGGUGUGGCCCAGAUGGGUCUGUGGUUCUGAUCCGAGCAGUGCGUAGUGGGCUGGACAGAGUGGUCUUGGAGCUUCUGCGAGCAGGAGUGCCAGUCAACAAUACAGAUCAUACUGGGAGAUCAGCCCUGCACUGGGCAUGCUCAGUAAACCACCUCUCACUAGCAAGGACCCUCAUUCGCUACGGUGCUGCUGUGGACCUACAAGACAAUAAGGGCGAAACAGCACUCUUCCUCUCUGCCCUCCAUGGCUGCUAUGACACUGCCAGACUUCUUCUUCUUCAUGGUGCCAAUCUUGAGCUGCACGACCGGAGGGGACGCCGGCCAAUUGACGUGGCCAGAGAGGGAAUGCGUCACCAAGUGCUGGAACUCCUGUUGGCUCAUGAGAUCCAGAGAGGACCCAUCCCUGUGGACACGGGAAGCGACAUGAUGUGGGAGGAGCGCACUCUGAUGUACUCACCGUGGGUGGGCUCACAAGGCCUGCCUGGAAGAAGUGCCUCCUUCUCUGGUAUCAUAGGGCAUCGGGAUAUGACCCCACCAGUACAAAAUGAUUGGUCCAUGGGCCGAGUGCAGUACCCUCCGCCUCAGAACUGGCGACCCCAGCUCAACCAGUCAGCAACAGCUCUCGUUCCUCCACGGGUCAUGGGCCGCUCCCCUCGGCCAAUCAGCACCUUACAAGAGGUAACAUCAGAAGACGAGGACCGUGACAGGCAUCAGGAAGUCCCCAGAGCUGCCACGCCUCACUUCCUGUCCCCCCAGCCUGCCCCUCGGCAGCGUUCCUUUUCCUGCACCCAGCACGCACUGCAGCGCCGCUCUAGCGCCCACCAGCCAGAACCCAAUUACCUUAUAGUGUCAGACAGAGCACCCAAUGAGCCCGUAGAGAGAGUAGUUGUUUCCCCUCCCACCGAUACUGCUACCCCACCAGAACACCAGCCAGCUGCAAACGGAGACAGUGUUAUUAGAGUAGAGCAAGCAGCACUGAGUUCAACAAACUCGGAGCAGAAGUCCAGAAGUGAGAGGUUAAACAACAUGAGUGACUCCACACAAACAGCCCUGUAGGAAAGGAAAUUCAGCUUCCUUUAGAGACACCCAGUUUUAGUUUGUCAUUCGGUGCAAAGCCCUAAGCUGGACUUUAAUUGUUUGUAUCCAGUGUUUCUUUGCCCAUUGCUUCUUAAGUGGAUUGGUGUCAGACUAAUACACAACAGCAUAGAGAGAUAUUCCUUCCCUUAUUACCUCUUUUUUAAUUAUUUCUUUUUAAAUCAGCCUCAUGUAAAUAAUUGUUUUCUUGUUUUGUUAAGAUUGAGGGAUACUGUUGUAAAUGUUCUCUUAUAUGGCAUGUUCAGAUUUUGUAAAUAAUAAAACUGAAUGUCUAAGAUGAAUUCUACUCAAAUAUGCAACAGCUGGUAUUCAUUGAAGAAAUAUUCAAGGAAAAAUAAAUGAAUAACACAUGCAUAGCUGCACAGAGAUGUCAGGGAUGCAUGCAAUAAAGUGACUUUUUGUUGA